Zasmidium cellare ATCC 36951 is the source of this 831-nucleotide messenger RNA. RefSeq lists its product as uncharacterized. The transcript has a single exon. NCBI's taxonomy places the organism in Eukaryota, Fungi, Ascomycota, Dothideomycetes, Mycosphaerellales, Mycosphaerellaceae. The coding region runs from base 1 to 831 and encodes 276 amino acids. The record is from RefSeq and is a predicted model, not a curated record.
AUGCCCGACCACGACAAGGCCUAUAACAUCCUCCACGUCCGCCCCGUCGACUACUCCCUCACCUCCGGCACUGACAUCCCACCUCCCCCCGACUCGCCAGCAGAAGACAUCACUACUGCACAUAACCUGCGCAUUUCCCGAUCGCCCACGCCAGGAGGAGGCCCUCUCUCUUCACACCCGACAAACUCCAUGCCAGACGCCUUUCCACCCACCCCCGAGCCAGAGAAAGACACCGCCUCCCGUCCAGCAGACACCACCAUGUCGUCCGAGAGCAACAGAGACGCCGCCGACAGCUUCCAAACACCCACCUCGCCCUCCUCCGCGCAAAACACCCACGAUGGCCUGCACGACUCUCCCCACGCCCGCCGUCCCUCCGGUGUGCGUCGCCUCUUCUCCCUUUCCAGCCUGCGCCAGUCCUUCAGCAGCUCACGUACAUCCCUGAGCGUCAACCGUCCAGGCUCCUCCUACGCCGUCUCCUCCUACGGCACAUACACCAACAACGACUCCACCCCACGCAGCGCCGUCGCCCCAAGCAUGAUCUCCACCACCGCAUCCACCGCCCAAGCACCCUCAUUGCACUCCUCCAAACCCUCCGCGACCCUCCGCAAGAAACGCUCCAGCAACUGGUUCAAGCGCAAGAGCGGCUUCUUCACCAUGAACGAGGAUGGCGUGCUCGACGUCGUGUCCGAAGACGACGGAGGACGCUCGGGCGCGAAGAGGUUCAAGGAGUCGAGUCAUCGUCUGCCUAUGUUGCCGGAGAUCAGCACGCUUGGAGGCGGCGAGUUGAAUGAGGGCAGUCUCGGUUGGGAUGAGAGGGCGUUUAGGAGCUGA